AUGAAUAUCACAGAGCAGGACAAUUUCACGGAACAAAUGGUGUCAAGUCCGUCGAUCGCUCCGGCGUGGACAUAUGUUCAAACGACCGAGAUUGUCAUCGCUGCCGUCGGUAUUUUAAGCAACUACGUGGUUGUCGUCGUUAUGCUUAGAACGCCUUCUCUUCGAUCCCAGCUCAUAUUCAGACUCACUGCGUCCUUAGCAGUAGCAGACCUACUGGCCUCCGCGUUUCUCGUACCACGGACGUUACGUGGAUUUUUUGACCCACCAACCGGAACAGCUGGCGAAAUUUACUGUCGGACUGUUAAAGCUACCAUUUUGUGGGUGAGUUUUGUAGCAUCGACUUAUACAUUAGUCGCAAUAACCGUAGAACGGUACGUUGCUAUCGUCCACCCAAUGCAAUAUGUCAGCCGCAAAGGUACGAUACCUGCUUGGCCCAUCGUUGUAGUCGUGUGGCUCGUCGCUUUGAUCGUGCAGAGCUUUUGCAUCUACAAUAACUCUUACGACCCAGAGAGUGGAAGUUGCAACUACCAGUGGCCAUUUGGGGACUGGUAUCAAACAUUUGUUGGAAUUGGUCUGUUUUUCGCCACUUACUUCUUUCCCGGGACCAUUCUGUUAAGUGCGUUUUUUAGAAUACUCCUGGCUCUCCGCAAGGGUGAACGGAUGUUCAGAGAAAGCAGCGCCGAUUCGGGUAGUUCUAUCAAGCCCGCCAGGAUCCGUGCCAGGCACCGAAUAAUUAAGAUGUACUUGGCUGUUUGCCUUGCGUUCCUAGUCUGCUGGGGACCGAACCAAUUUCUAUUCCUGAUUCUCAAUUUCACGUCUGAUUUAAACAUCAAUGACGUCAUAUACUCGUUUUCUCGUAUUUUAGCUGGAUUAAAUUCGUGCCUCAAUCCGUUUAUUUACGCAUUUUGGAGUCGAUCAUUUCGUACUGGAUUUCUUGCGAUAUUCUGUGGAUCUGGCCGCCGUCGAAGUGCUAGAUAUAGCAGUCAUUGCGGGGGAUCUGCCGCUAAGAACACAUACAACUCACGAUGA
Molecule: messenger RNA, 1029 nt
Organism: Saccoglossus kowalevskii
Lineage: Eukaryota; Metazoa; Hemichordata; Enteropneusta; Harrimaniidae
Product: allatostatin-A receptor-like
Biological process (GO): G protein-coupled receptor signaling pathway
Cellular component (GO): membrane
Molecular function (GO): G protein-coupled receptor activity
Source: RefSeq, a predicted model, not a curated record